This is a messenger RNA of Morone saxatilis (striped sea-bass), 450 nucleotides long. It is a transcript of the gene nifk, whose product is annotated as nucleolar protein interacting with the FHA domain of MKI67. The record is from RefSeq and is a predicted model, not a curated record. Gene Ontology annotation, biological process: maturation of LSU-rRNA from tricistronic rRNA transcript (SSU-rRNA, 5.8S rRNA, LSU-rRNA). Lineage: Eukaryota; Metazoa; Chordata; Actinopteri; Moronidae. Gene Ontology annotation, molecular function: RNA binding. Gene Ontology annotation, cellular component: nucleolus.
GGAAGCCGUCUGACUCCCGGAGUGAUUUACGUCGGCCACCUCCCCCUCGGCCUGUUCGAGCCGCAGCUCAAAUCUUACUUCGAGCAGUUUGGGAAAGUCCUGCGUCUGCGGCUGUCCCGGAGUAAAAAGACAGGCGGCAGCAAAGGCUACGCGUUCGUUGAGUUCGACUGCGAUGAGGUGGCCAAAAUCGUUGCCGAGACGAUGAACAAUUACCUCAUGGGGGAGAGACUCAUCAAAUGUAACGUGGUUCCGCCGGAGAAGGUGCACGAGAAGCUGUUCGUCGGCUCCCAGAGGGAAUUUAAGAAGCCGUCUCAGCCCGCCGUGGCGCGCUACAACAAGCAGCACACGGAGGAGCAGAUCAUCAAGCUUCAAGACAAACUCCUGCGGAAAGAAUCGAAGCUCCGCAAGAGACUGGCAGCGCACGGCAUCGACUACGACUUCCCCGGAUUU